This is a messenger RNA of Saccharomyces mikatae IFO 1815, 474 nucleotides long. It is a transcript of the gene TAF9, whose product is annotated as chromatin modification protein. NCBI's taxonomy places the organism in Eukaryota, Fungi, Ascomycota, Saccharomycetes, Saccharomycetales, Saccharomycetaceae. The record is from RefSeq and is a predicted model, not a curated record. The transcript has a single exon. Gene Ontology annotation, molecular function: transcription coactivator activity; protein heterodimerization activity; RNA polymerase II general transcription initiation factor activity. Gene Ontology annotation, cellular component: SAGA complex; transcription factor TFIID complex. Gene Ontology annotation, biological process: RNA polymerase II preinitiation complex assembly; DNA-templated transcription initiation. The coding region runs from base 1 to 474 and encodes 157 amino acids.
AUGAACAGUGGAGGAAAAACUGUUUCGAACAAUAACUCAGCAGGCUCUGUGUCGGAGGCUGGUCCAGGUCCAUCACAAGAAGAGACCCCUAGAGAUGUCCGUCUUCUGCACCUGCUGCUCGCAUCGCAGUCCAUUCACCAAUACGAAGACCAAGUGCCACUGCAAUUAAUGGAUUUUGCACACAGGUACACACAGGGCGUUCUUAAGGAUGCUCUAGUAUACAACGACUACGCCGGCAAUGGAAACUCUGCAGGAAGUGGAUUAGGCGUAGAAGAUAUACGGCUUGCCAUUGCUGCUAGAACCCAAUACCAAUUCAAACCCACAGCACCAAAAGAGCUUAUGUUACAAUUGGCUGCAGAGAGAAAUAAGAAAGCGCUACCUCAAGUCAUGGGUACAUGGGGUGUCAGGCUACCUCCUGAAAAAUAUUGCCUCACAGCAAAGGAAUGGGACCUCGAAGAUCCAAAAUCUACGUGA